Molecule: messenger RNA, 1731 nt
Organism: Aspergillus vadensis CBS 113365
Lineage: Eukaryota; Fungi; Ascomycota; Eurotiomycetes; Eurotiales; Aspergillaceae
Product: GMC family oxidoreductase
Exons: 4
Coding region: 1-1731 (576 amino acids)
Molecular function (GO): flavin adenine dinucleotide binding; oxidoreductase activity, acting on CH-OH group of donors
Source: RefSeq, a predicted model, not a curated record
AUGGCCACCAAGAUGCUUCGAAGCUUGACCCUUUUGGGUGCGCUGUCAACAGCCCUUGCAGCGCCUUCUACCCGUCACUCUGGUCCCCAGUAUGAUUACAUCGUCGUUGGUGGAGGUACCAGCGGUCUCGUGGUUGCCAACCGCCUGUCGGAGAACCCCAAUGUGUCGGUCCUCGUUAUCGAAGCCGGCGGUUCUGUUCUUAACAACUCCAAUGUCACGGAUGUUGAUGGAUACGGACUAGCCUUCGGUACUGACAUCGACUGGCAGUACGAGACGAUCAACCAGUCCUAUGCUGGCAAUGCCCCCCAGGUGCUGCGUGCUGGAAAGGCGCUUUCAGGCACGAGUGCCAUCAACGGAAUGGCGUACACUCGGGCCGAAGACGUUCAGGUUGACGCAUGGCAGACCAUCGGUAACGAGGGAUGGACCUGGGACAGCCUGUUCCCCUACUAUCGGAAGAGUGAGAACUUGACUGUUCCCACAGCCAGCCAGCGUGCUAGAGGAGCCACCUACGACCCAAAUGCCAACGGCGAGGAGGGUCCGCUGUCCGGACUGGGUGUUCCAUGGACCGAGGAUGUCAACGGCGGCAAGAUGCGUGGCUUCAACGUCUACCCUUCCACCAUCGAUUACACCGCAUAUGUGCGUGAAGAUGCCGCUCGCGCAUACUAUUGGCCCAUUGCGUCUCGUCCUAACCUGCACCUGAUGCUUGAUACUUUUGUCAACCGUCUUGUCUGGAAGGAUGGAGGAUCCCAGGGCAAUGCCACUGCUGCUGGUGUUGAGAUUACCUCUUCCAAUGGCACCAUUAGUGUGAUCGGAGCAAGCCAGGAGGUCAUCAUUUCUGCUGGUUCGUUGAAGUCGCCCGGUAUCCUGGAACUCUCCGGUAUCGGUAACCGGGAUAUCUUGGAGAAGUACAACAUCUCUGUCCGCGUCGAUCUUCCCACCGUCGGUGAGAACCUUCAGGACCAGACCAACGCGGGGCUGGCUGCUUCCACCACUCCUGGUCUGACGGGCACCAAGACAGUUGUGUAUCCCAACAUCUAUGAUGUCCUUGGCAACGACACCCUGUCUGUCGCACAAUCCGUCCGCCGCCAGCUCAAGCAAUGGGCCAACGAGACCGCCCAGGUGAGCAGUGGCACCAUGAAGGCCGAGGAUUUGGAAGCUCUCUUCCAGCUGCAGUACGACCUGAUCUUCAAGGAUAAGAUCACGAUCGCCGAGAUCUUGUACUACCCCGGUAGCACCAGCAGUAUUAGCGCCCAGUACUGGGCCCUGAUGCCCUUUGCCCGUGGCCAUGUUCACAUUGGAUCCGCCGAUCCUACUGCCAAGCCGAUCAUCAACCCCAACUACUACAAGUUCGAUUGGGAUCUUACCAGUCAGAUUGCGGUGGCCAAGUACGUCCGCAAGACCUUCCAAGCUGCUCCCUUGGCCAACAUUGUGACCAAGGAGACCAACCCUGGCUUCGAGGCCGUGGCUGCCAACGGCUCCGAGGAAGACUGGAAGGCGUGGCUGCUCACACAAUACCGCUCGAACUUCCACCCGGUCGGCACUGCUGCCAUGAUGCCCAAGGACAAGGGCGGCGUGGUCAAUGACCGCUUGACGGUGUACGGCACCAGCAAUGUCCGCGUGGUGGAUGCAUCCGUCCUUCCCUUCCAGGUGUGCGGCCACUUGGUCAGUACCUUGUACGCGGUGGCCGAGCGGGCCUCCGAUCUGAUCAAGGCCGACUCUGGUCUCUUCUAA